Messenger RNA from Physella acuta, 483 nucleotides. RefSeq lists its product as uncharacterized. Lineage: Eukaryota; Metazoa; Mollusca; Gastropoda; Physidae. The record is from RefSeq and is a predicted model, not a curated record.
AUGACACAGACCACCAACAUACCACCAAGACACAGACCACCAACAUACCACCAAGACACAGAUCACAUACAUACCACGCCAAAGACCACCACGACACAGACCACCAACAUAGUACCACGACACAGACCACCAACAUACCACCACGACACAGACCACCAACAUACCACUUUUACACAGACCACCAACAUACCACCACGACACAGACCACCAACAUACCACUCCUACAUAGACCACCAACAUAUACCACAUACAGACCACCAACAUACAACCACGACACAGGCCACCAACAUACCACCACGACACAGACCACCAACAUACCACCACGACACAGACCACCAACAUACCACCAACAUACCACUCCUACACAGACCACCAACAUAUACCACAUACAGACCACCAACAUACCACCACGACACAGACCACCAACAUACCACCACGACACAGACCACCAACAUACCACCACGACACAGACCACCAACAUAG